This is a messenger RNA of Laccaria bicolor S238N-H82, 684 nucleotides long. RefSeq lists its product as uncharacterized. The transcript has 4 exons. The coding region runs from base 1 to 684 and encodes 227 amino acids. Lineage: Eukaryota; Fungi; Basidiomycota; Agaricomycetes; Agaricales; Hydnangiaceae. The record is from RefSeq and is a predicted model, not a curated record.
AUGAUGGUCGGCACAUCAUUGGCUGAAUAUGUGGAGUACGAACACAAUGCGACAGGAGCAACGGAACCUGAAGGGGACGCCUCCCAUGAUGUUGAUCAUGCAUCACCAUCCAUGCAUGAGAAUAGCACCAUUGAGGAUAUUGUGCCACUUGAAGGUGCAAAUGACCAGAGGGGGCUACCUGAUUCAAUUGAGAGGCCUCCUCAGCUUGAUGACAUCAAAGUGGAAUACCACCCCAGGAGUGGGCACCCAUCUCAGCUUUUUCAAUUCCACGAGUACAUGAACCAGCUUCCAGGAUCUAAAAAUGUUGACAUUCCACCUGACCUGGAACCAUGGAAACCUUUCCGUUCAUGGCUUGAUUUUGAACUGGCUGAAUUAAUCUUGGAUACUCACAUGAAUAAGAACCAAACUAAUGCCCUUAUCACUCUGAUUCAUCAAUGUAUAUCUGAGCCACAAUCCUUUAUGCUCAAGAAUGAAUCUGACCUCAGCAAGAUUUGGCAGAAUGCUGCUAUUAGGGCAACAGCUUUUGAAAAAACGACAAUUAAAGUGGAGUAUGGUGAUGAAGAAAAGCCUUUUGAUGUCUGGACUUGUCCAUUGUGGGAUUGGGCUCAGGAACUCCUCCAUGACCCCCAUCUUGCAAAAGAAUUUCAUUGGGAUGCUGAAUGGCAUUAUUGGUCAAAAAUUUGA